Didymella exigua CBS 183.55 is the source of this 2302-nucleotide messenger RNA. Its product is annotated as OPT superfamily oligopeptide transporter. Gene Ontology annotation, cellular component: fungal-type vacuole membrane. The coding region runs from base 101 to 2266 and encodes 721 amino acids. The record is from RefSeq and is a predicted model, not a curated record. Gene Ontology annotation, molecular function: oligopeptide transmembrane transporter activity. The transcript is spliced from 2 exons. NCBI's taxonomy places the organism in Eukaryota, Fungi, Ascomycota, Dothideomycetes, Pleosporales, Didymellaceae.
CGCAACAUCAUCCUGAUCUCCUUUAGAUGCUUGAUUGAACGUGUACCCGCGUUCAAACUCCAACCUGUCCGUCGCAGUCCCCCUUCAGGAUCUCCCAACCAUGGCCCCAGACCGAGGAUCUUCACCGCGCCCAUCCACCGACGACUAUGAAAGAGCUGAGGAUGCAGGGGACAGUGCGCCCAUUCCUGCUGGAGAUCGCGACUAUCUGGCCGAGCAGGCGAGCCAGCCGCAGAACUUCACGCUGAGAGGCGUGCUCGUCGGUUUGGCCAUUGGUGUUGUGAUUUGUUUCUCCAACAUGUAUUUCGGUCUGCAGACGGGUUGGGUGUCUGGCAUGGCUAUGCCCUCCGCAUUGAUUGGAUUCGCGUACUUCAAGGUCGUUUCCCGCACGUUGAAGCUCCCCUUCACGCCGGUAGAGAAUGUGUUGGUACAAUCAGUUGCAGGUUCCGUUGGCACGAUGCCGCUUGGAUGUGGAUUUGUUGGUGUCAUCCCGGCAUUGAACUUUCUGCUAAAGCCGGAAGAGGGUGGUCCGCUCGAAAUUAGUCUGGGGAAGCUGAUUGUCUGGUCAGUGGGCAUCUGCUUCUUUGGUGUGGUAUUUGCUGUGCCUUUGCGCCGAGAGAUGAUCAUCAGAGAGAAGUUGAAGUUCCCAAGCGGAACCGCUACAGCGCUGUUGAUCAAGGUGCUGCACGGCGAGAAAGACCCCAAGCCUAGCACAGCACAUACAGAUAACGAUAGGACUGGGGCUGAGGAUGAAACGCGAGGCUUGUUGCAGGACGGGCCAGUCGAAACGCGAGGCGAAGAGCAUGAUGAUGACAACGACGCAGAUUGGAAGGCAAGGAUUCGACUCCUCAUCAUUGCCUUUGCGGGCUCCGCCCUCUACACCGUCUCGUCAUACUUUAUCCCUCAGCUCCACAACAUCCCCAUCUUCGGGCUUCCGCUCGCCACAAAUUGGCUUUGGACCCUCAACCCAUCGCCUGCCUAUGUCGGCCAAGGCAUCAUCAUGGGCCCCGCAACGACACUGCACAUGCUUCUCGGUGCGAUCAUUGGCUGGGGUAUCCUCUCGCCGCUUGCAAAGCAUAAAGGCUGGGCACCGGGUCCUGUCUCAGAUUGGACGAAUGGCUCUAAGGGCUGGAUAGUAUGGGUCUCGCUCGCCAUCAUGCUGGCAGACUCGCUCGUUAGUCUCGGCUGGCUCGUAUUGCGUCCUCUGAUUGCACUCGCGCGCAGCUACUUCCCCACGGCAAAGGAGACGUUCCGCUCGCACACCUGGCGCGAACUCCUCACGUUUAACAUCUCUCGGCGUCAGAGAUACGCCGUCCUCUCGGACGGCACAAGCACAAAUCCCAUCGCCGCCGUCAAGCAACACCUAAAUGACUCCAGCGAGCCUGACGCACCCCCCGAACAACUCAUCUCAACACGUACAACGCUCAUCGGACUCGUAAGCUCGCUGGUUCUCUGCGCCGUCGCAGUCCACGUCACCUUCCCUGGACUGAUCCCCUUCCGGCUCACGCUCCUCUCGCUCGUCCUCGCCCUUCUACUAAGCAUAAUGGGUGUUCGAGCGCUGGGUGAAACAGACCUGAACCCCGUAUCCGGCAUCUCCAAGCUAACCCAACUGGUCUUCGCCCUCGUGACGCCGACAACUGGCCCCGGCGCAAAGAACGCCGUCAUCAUCAAUCUCGUGGCAGGCGCUGUGAGCGAGAGCGCGGCGCUGCAGGCAGGCGACUUGCUGCAGGAUUUGAAGUGCGGACAUUUGAUUGGCGCGGCGCCGAAUGCGCAAUUUUGGGGCCAGAUGAUUGGCAGUGCGGUUGGUGCAGUGCUGUCGGCUGUAGUUUACAAGCUAUACACCAACGUCUACACUAUUCCUGGGGGGCUUUUCGGGGUCCCGACCGGGUAUGUGUGGGUGUUCACUGCAAGACUAGUUACAGGGACGGGACUGCCACCUAUGGUAGGAGAAUGGGCCAGUGGCGCUGCGGUGAUCUUUGCGGUGGGAACGAUGAUAAGGGUCUGGGGUACGAACAGGAAGCAGAGGGGGUUGAGCGGAUGGUGGAUCGACUUUGUGCCUGGUGGCAUUGCGGUCGCUGUUGGCAUGUACAACACACCUUCAUUCACGUUGGCGCGCACAGUUGGUGGUCUCGUCAGUUUGUGGUGGCGGAGGUGGAAGGGCAAAAGCGAGACGCCCAUCAUCAUACUUGCCAGUGGCUUGAUUCUGGGAGAAGGGCUGUGCAGCAUUGUAAACCUGCUGCUGGCGAGUUUGAAGGUACCCCAUCUUUGAGUCAGCCUGACCAAUGUAAAAAAAGAAUAAGCGACC